CUUUUUCUUUAUAAGUAAACGGGACGGCAUGUACUGAACAAAAGAGCUUUUGUUGAUGUUCCUACUCCCGCAAUCCACAUAUUAUACAUCACCAUGUUGUUCCAGAACAUUAUCUUUUUCAUCAUGCCUUUGAUGGCGGUCGCAGCGUGUGGCAAGUGUGGAAGUGGCGAGUGCUGUGUCACGAGUGUCAAGGGCGAAGAGUCCUGCGAGGCUCUCGGUAAGCUUGACGGUUUCUGCAAUGAUGCCAAGUUGAGAAGCGGCAACUCGUAUUGGCACUGUGACUGCGCUGCAGGCUUGAAGUGCUACGGCGGCACAUGCAACAAGGCCUAAGUGCAUCGCCACUGGUAGAUUUAUAAUACAAACAAAAUAUACAUCCACUAACUUGCCGCAAAAGAUUCACUAUGUAAUUGAAGUGUCCGUAAAAAAGACUGUUCUUAGCUUGGCCGUUUACCAGAGCGUGACGACUGCCUAGUCACACGUCGUGAAUCAUGACCAAUUUAGACCAGCGUCGGUUCCGAGUAGGCAAACAACUUCA
Messenger RNA from [Torrubiella] hemipterigena, 535 nucleotides. NCBI's taxonomy places the organism in Eukaryota, Fungi, Ascomycota, Sordariomycetes, Hypocreales, Clavicipitaceae. The record is from the annotation of a GenBank genome assembly.